UUUUUUUUUAGUUCAUGAACAUGGUGGUACAGUGGUUAUGGGGAAAAGAAACCAGUGAAACGUUAGACUCGGUGGCAAGAUAAGGGUGGUACAUGCUAAAUAAAGGAUUAAAACAAAUGUUAAAUGAUUGGAUUAAGGACAGCUUCAGGACCACCAUUGCGGUGCCAGGACAAAGAAGAGCUUGGACUGGGCUGAGCGAGAGCUGCCCUCCCGUAGGGAUGGGAGGGCCAAGAGAGCUGAGGUGGCAGAACGGAGUGCUCGGGUUGGGGUAUAGGGUUUGAGCAUGGCCUGAAGGUAGAGAGGGGCAGUUCCUCUUGCUGCACCGUAGGUAAGCACCAUGGUCUUGUAGUGGAUGCAAGCGUAGACUGGAAGCCAGUGGAGUGUGCGGAGGAGCGAGGUGACAUGAGAGAACUUGGGAAGGUUGAAAAUCAAGCGGCUGCAGUGUUCUGGAUAAGUUGCAGGGGUUUGAUGGCACAAGCGGGGAGCCCAGCCAAUAGUGAGUUGCAGUAGUCCAGACGGGACAGGACAAAUGCCUGGAUUAUGACCUGCACCACUUCCUCUAUGAGGUAUGGUUAUACUCUGCGGAUGUUGUAGAGAAUGAACCAGCAGGUCCCUGCUUUCAUGUUUGCAUAGAACAAGUUCAUCGGACUUUGGGGAGUUAGAAAAAUUCAGUCAAUUUCAGUGCGUUCCAGACAACUCUGAAAUAAACAGGGAAGAAUCUCCAACUGGGAAAAAUAGUUUGAAUGGUCAUCCAAUUUGGAAUUACAAGUUGGGAACCCUGGCCUCUUUCUCAAGAUCCGACUUUCUGAUCUGAAAAUCACAGAAGUCAUGUUUUUACCUAGUUUUUAACCGAGUUCCCAGUUGUCUUCAAAGUACCAAAAGCAUUACAAUGUUUUCAAUCUGUGUACUGCAGGGUUAAACCAAUAGUUGUUGAGCACAGAUGUGGGUAUGGGAAUCAUAAUGGCACUUCCACUGAUUUAUUGCUUCAUGAAAGAGGGAGGAGCUUACAGUACAAAAUGCAACCUGAAACCAAGGAAACUCAUUAAAUCACUCCCCCCCCCCCAGAAGAAGAAAAAAAAUCUGUUUGGUUGUUGCGCUCCAUACACAGAAAGCUUGAAGAGAUGGCCUUGUCAAUGUCAGAGGACCAGUUCCUGUGCUGCAUCUGUCUUGGUGUUUUCAUCGACCCAGCCACAAUCCCGUGUGGACACACCUUUUGCAAGCCUUGUCUCGAGGCCUAUUGGCACACGAGAGACACUGCGAUCUGUGCUCUGUGCAAGACUAGCUUCACACCAGCCCCCAACAUCCAGGUCAACAUGGUCAUGAGAGACCUUGUGGAAAGCUUCAAGGGGGCAAGUGGAGGGGACGAGGUCGUUGACCAGUCGUCGACUCUGGCUCCGGGAGAGGUCUCCUGUGACAUAUGCAUCGGAGACAGGAUGUCCAAGGCCGUCAAGACCUGCCUGGUGUGUGUGUCGUCGUACUGCCUGGAGCAUGCAAGGGUCCACAAUGCCCGGUUUUCCAGGCACCAGCUAGUCAGACCGCUAGCUAACCUGGAGGAAAGGAUGUGUCCGACCCACAACAGGCUCCUGGAGCUUUACUGCUGCUUUGACAAGACCAUGUUGUGUGUGGCGUGUGACUCUCACCAGGCGCCGGCCCACCUGGUUGUGACUAUGCGGGUAGAGUUCUUGCUUCAAAAGGCUCAGCUGGCUAAAGCCAAGACAGUGGUCAAGGAGAAGCUGAAGGCCACUCGGAUUGAGGCAGAGAAAUUAAACUCUUCAGUCCUACUCUGUGAGAAUAAAGCAGCAAGGCAAAUCAAGUUUGUGAAUGCCUUCCACCUAGCCCUGGUCAGCAAGGUGAGUAUGCUCUACGAUCGCUAUAACACUGAGGCCUCGAGGAGAGUGGACGAGCUGGAGUGGACAGCUUCCCAUUGGAAUUGUGUGCUUGAAGAAGACAUUACAGCUCUGAUGAGCAGAGUUUUUGCAUUGGAGCGAGUGAUUGGCUCCUCAGACUCCUUUGAGCUUCUUAAUAAUCUUCCCUCUCUCCCUCCUGCUCCUCCAGAUGGCAUCAGAGGACCAUGCAGCGUCAACAUCCCCACAGAUCUACUUGGGAACCUUGCGGAGCAUUUCAUGCAAAACAUGGCCAAACUACCCAAGAUGGGAUGCUUCACUACAAAUGGCAGUGCUGGCUCAGAGAUUACCUUGGUUAAAGAGUUCACAGUUGAGGUGACUCCUGACCCCAGCACAGCCCACCCAUCGCUCCUGUUCAGAAGGGGGUCCCAUGGUUGUGAGAUUCGGGUGGACCGGUGCAAGAUUGCUAGGACGUUCCCCAUGUCGACCCAGCGCUUCACCCAGGUGCCGUGUGUCCUCGCCACCCAGGGGUUCAGCAGCCAUCGAGCCUACUGGGAGGUUGAGGUGGAGGACUGGGUUGGAAAUGGAUCUGAUGUGUGGUUUGUAGGUGUGGCAACUGAGUCCUCCAUGACUUCUCAAGGGGUGAGUGUCACCCCUGGGAAUGGGUUCUGGGUCCUGGUACACCGUGAGGGGAGGCUUUGGCCAACCGCUACCACCAACCCUGCCAACAACCCUAUGGCCAUCGUAACACAAAUGAGAAAGGCACAUGUGGGUGUGUACUUUGACGGGCGGAAGCGACUUGUGUCAUUCUACGACAUUCAUCUCGGUGAUCACCUCUACACAUACCAACACGUGCCAACCAAUGAAAGACUCUUCCCUGUCUUCAGCCCUGACUACUUCCGUCCUUCAAUCAAAUACGCCAACCAUGCCAUGAUUGUUAAAACCCACACUGCAACAAACCCCCUAUGUGGACGAUGAUGCUCAUUGACAGUCCAAUCCUUUUCGGGCAGAGUUCUUGUCAGAAUCAUUAGAAAAUGGUGAAUUCAAAAAUGUUUUACAGGUAGACUUAUUGUUCUACGAAUAUUUCUUUUGUGUGAAGUUUUAUAAAAUAAAAUAUAUAUUUUUAUUUA
Messenger RNA from Oncorhynchus kisutch (coho salmon), 2974 nucleotides. RefSeq names its product E3 ubiquitin-protein ligase TRIM39. Lineage: Eukaryota; Metazoa; Chordata; Actinopteri; Salmoniformes; Salmonidae. Bases 1122 to 2822 code for a protein of 566 amino acids. Gene Ontology annotation, molecular function: zinc ion binding; protein binding. The record is from RefSeq and is a predicted model, not a curated record. The transcript has 8 exons.